AUGAAAGUGGUUAAAGAUAAUAAACAUGAAAAUAGUGAACGUGAAGAUAGUAAACAUAAAGAUGGUGAAUAUAAAGAUAGUAAACAUAAAGAUGGUAAAUAUAAAGAUGAUGAAUAUAAAGAUAGUAAAUAUAAAGAUAGUGAAUAUAAAGAUGGUGAAUAUGAAGAUAGUGAAUAUGAAGAUAGUAAAUAUGAAGAUAAAGAUAGUGAACAUAAAGAUGGUGAAUGUGAGAUAGCAAAUAUUAAGGAACUCAAU
This is a messenger RNA of Dentiscutata heterogama, 255 nucleotides long. The record is from the annotation of a GenBank genome assembly. NCBI's taxonomy places the organism in Eukaryota, Fungi, Glomeromycota, Glomeromycetes, Diversisporales, Gigasporaceae.